AUGCUGGUGGUGACGAGCAACGGCAACAUGGGCUCGUUCUGCUUCAAGGCUUUCAACGAAGACGACGAUGUCAACGAUUACGACCAAAACGUCCGUACUUUGUACGGCAGACAUUACUCGGGCUGCUCCGGCCUGCACGGAAAACAACGUAAGUCAGUAUGCCUGCCAGUAUGGCAGUACAAAGACCUCGUAACGACCUGUGUUAUGAAAGGCUCCUCGAGAACACAUCUGUUAUAA
Molecule: messenger RNA, 237 nt
Organism: Soboliphyme baturini
Lineage: Eukaryota; Metazoa; Nematoda; Enoplea; Dioctophymatida; Soboliphymatidae
Source: the annotation of a GenBank genome assembly